AUGGUGCUGCCCCGGGCGCUGGCCCGCGGGUGGACGGCGGCAGCGGCCAGGGCGGCCCAGAGGCGCCGCCGCGUGGACGGCGAGGGAGCGUCCCCGGGGCCGGAGGCGGCGAGCGCGCGCGCGGCGCUCUACGUGCACUGGCCCUACUGCGAGAAGCGCUGCAGUUACUGCAACUUCAACAAGUACAUCGCCCGUGGAGUGGAGGAGGAGGUGAUGAGUCAGUGCCUGGUGACCGAGGCGCAAACACUGCUGCGCAUGAGCGGCGUGCAACGGGUGGAGUCUGUGUUUUUUGGUGGAGGAACCCCCAGUCUGGCCAGUCCCCACACAGUGGCUGCCAUCCUGGAGGAGGUGGCACGGGCAGCCUACCUCCCUGCAGACUCGGAAGUCACCCUGGAAGCUAAUCCCACCUCAGCAGCAGGCUCCAGGCUGGCAGCCUUCGGGGCAGCUGGGGUCAACAGGCUGUCCAUUGGCCUCCAGUCCCUGGACGACUCAGAGCUCCGACUGCUAGGCAGGACGCACUCAGCCAGUGAUGCUCUGCGGACGCUGGCCGAAGCCAGACGUCUCUUCCCGGGCCGUGUGUCUAUAGACUUGAUGUUGGGGCUGCCUGCGCAGCAGCUGGGACCGUGGCUAGGGCAGCUGCGGGAAUUGCUACAGCACUGUGAUGACCACAUCUCCCUCUACCAGCUGUCCCUGGAGCGGGGCACCACACUCUUCACCCAGGUGCAGCAGGGUACUUUCCCUGCCCCUGACCCUGAGCUGGCAGCCGACAUGUACCAGGAGGGUCGGGCUGCCCUUCAGGAGGCAGGCUUCCGCCAGUACGAGGUCUCCAACUUUGCCCGCAAUGGGGCGCUCAGUACCCAUAAUUGGACUUACUGGCAGUGCGGCCAGUACCUUGGCAUCGGGCCUGGGGCCCAUGGCCGAUUUGUGCCCCAGGGUGCCGGGGGCCAGGCCCGGGAGGCUCGGAUCCAGACCCUGGAGCCUGACAACUGGAUGAAGGAGGUGAUGCUGUUUGGUCAUGGUACCCGGAAGCGCACCCCACUGGGCCAGCUGGAGCUGCUGGAAGAAGUGUUGGCCAUGGGGCUACGCACGGAUGUGGGGAUCACACACGAGCACUGGCAGCAAUUUGAGCCGCAGCUCAGCUUGUGGGCCGUGUUUGGAGCAAGCGAGGAGGUGAGGGCACUGCUGGAGCAAGGCCUGUUGCUGCUCGAUCACAGUGGUCUGCGGUGUUCCUGGGAAGGUCUUGCUGUGCUGGACUCUCUGCUGCUCACCCUCCUGCCUCAACUGCAAAAAGCCUGGCAGCAGAGAAUCUCCCUCCUGCCAGGAGACCGGCCAGCAUCCCCAGCGAGGCCAGGUGGGCUCUGAGAGCUGAGCUGGCCCAGCUUACAGCUAUUCUCUCCUGACUGGUACCAGAUCUGCUUCAUGUGUUAUGUGCCCGGCCCUGGCCUCCUGGGAGCUGGGGUUCAGCCAGCGUGUUGGGACUUGUAGACUUAUGUGUGUGUUCCGAUCACACACAGCAACUACUGGUUACCUUUUCAGUGCCAGCUUGGGAGCUUUUCUCCAGAGACUGAGGUCCUACUCAUCAUGAGCAGGAGGCUCUGAGACAGACACUGAAGUCCAGAAAGCUGGCUCCCACUAGGUAUCCUGAACAGGCUUGGGCUUAAUGCAGGAGCAGGAUCAUUACAAAACUGUGGAGUCUUUUGGAGUCAAGACCAUCUGCCCUGUGCAGUGUCCUGUCUGCUGGGAGUGUUUGGGCCGUUUCUUAUUGAUUCGAUUCAGGAUCAGUAUUUUCAGCAAGACGAUGACAUGCAUGUUGUAUCCCUUGGGGUCUGCUGGCUCGACCCGUGGGCUGUAAUACUCAUUUGCUCACUUGAUCUGCAUAUCUGUUGUACAGAUAUGUGUUUUCCUCCAAGCAAGGCAGGGCGUCCAGAGACCCCAGGAGGGAGGAUCCUAUUGCCAUAUAGUCAUUUGCUCCGUGAUUUUGGUAUUGAACAAUGAUCGUUGCUCAAAUCAAUUCGUUAACCGAGUUGUAAGAUGUGUGUUUCUGGUCCAAUCAGUCCUGUGUGUUAAUUGUCAUUCAGCCAUUAAAAAAAAAAAAAAGCUUUCUUUUU
Ochotona curzoniae (black-lipped pika) is the source of this 2108-nucleotide messenger RNA. RefSeq names its product radical S-adenosyl methionine domain containing 1 (gene RSAD1). The transcript has 9 exons. The record is from RefSeq and is a predicted model, not a curated record. Gene Ontology annotation, cellular component: cytoplasm. Bases 1 to 1362 code for a protein of 453 amino acids. Gene Ontology annotation, molecular function: coproporphyrinogen oxidase activity; 4 iron, 4 sulfur cluster binding. Gene Ontology annotation, biological process: porphyrin-containing compound biosynthetic process. Lineage: Eukaryota; Metazoa; Chordata; Mammalia; Lagomorpha; Ochotonidae.